AUGGAUCGAAAGGGGCAAAGGCCGCCUCUAAUGGACAAUUUCGCUUUGGCGACGAACAGGACGGCGAGUGAAGAUGACAACGAAUGGCGAGUGAAGAUCGACAGAGGCCGGUACAUCCCGUUUCGUGACGGCGGUGCGAUGCUCUGCUGCUCACACCGUGGCUCGCUCUGUCCAGCUGGUUGCUCGUCGGAUGCGCCGGUUGCCCCUGCGUGCUUAUGCCCGAAAAAUGCUUGUGUUCUCUUGAACCAUCAAACACUCUCUGUCUCCAAUCUUUGUUGGUCGCUAAUCGUGCACCAGCAGGCAAACAGCCACAUACCUGCCAGCACUCUCGCGUGCAGAAGUUGGAAUGCAACAAAGAGAAAGAGUAUAGAGGUGAAUAAAGGUGGGUCUAAUUGA
Messenger RNA from Striga asiatica, 396 nucleotides. The record is from the annotation of a GenBank genome assembly. NCBI's taxonomy places the organism in Eukaryota, Viridiplantae, Streptophyta, Magnoliopsida, Lamiales, Orobanchaceae.